GCUCCCACAUGAUGUAGGUCAAGUGCCAGUGAUACUGGGACAGUGGAAAUAUUAUCCCCAAGCAUAUUAGGAAAUGUGAUUCAGGGUUAGAUUGCAGGUUACACCCAAUUCAGUUCACUCUUUACACGUCAUUGUCUUGCAUUGUUAAUAGUGACAAACAUUGAACAACCGUAGGAUCAACUUUCAAAAAGGAAGCCAGACUGCUUGCUGCUUCUAGUGCAACAUGAUACGUAACAAUUAAGAAUAAUAACUCAAUUUACGAUUUUCAAUAACAAUAUCAUGAUCAAGAAACACUUACAUAAGAGAAUUACAGGGACCAAAAUCCAUGGCAACAAAUCGUUACCACGUGGCAAUAAGAGAGACAAAGCUUUUGAGGGGUUUGGUUUUCUAAGACCAGAUAACAUCUCACAAGUAUGACCAUCUUGCCGACUAUCCUUCGAAAUGCUAUUGUGCUGAUUGAGGUUGAUUCUGGCUUUUUAUGGUACGGCAUGAUGAUGGUACAGUAGCCUGCAUCGAGCGUGGCCAAAUGUUUUUUCCAUAAUGUUCAAAGAAAAAAAGUUGGAUGAACUCGAAAUUUCAAGGCAACAAACUGUGAUGAAAUUUGGUGAAUUUGGAAAGGUGAAAGUAGUUUUUACUACAUUCCACAACAAAGAAUUUACAGAACUCUACUAAGCCAGCACAACCGUGUUCAUAUUAUAUCCAGACCAUUCUUUGGCACACCUGAAUACUGGGUGGUGCCUCAAGCCUUUGUGACCUGACAUAUUGUGAUCAAUUAUAAUCCUAAAGCAAUAGGAAAUUAAGACAUUCCCUGCUUGAAGGUCAACCACACUUCAGCCAUUAGUCCCUGUUAUAUUGAGAUAAGACUCCACCCACCCUCCACAUAAUCCCACAGGAGUAAAUCCAUUGGUCAGAUGAGGAAUCUAGAGGAUGCAAUCAUGAACGUUACAUCCAGUCCCUCAUUGGCAGCUGAAGCAUCGAGCACACAGUCAUGAUUUUCUUUCAGAGUAUUGCAAUUUGUUUCUUUCUCUCAGACCUGCACUUAUCUGCCAUUCAUGCACUUGAAACGUGCCAGACCACCUGGUUUGACAAUGGAGAUGUUUCAAGAGAAGGUGACUCGGAGCUCUUGGCUGAUUUGAAAAGGAAACAUGGCCUCAGGAUCUGCUCGGAUCCAGUAGGCAUGGAGGCUCAGACGGUUUCUGGGAUAAAGUCUGACCACAUAAGGAACAUCUUCCACACCCACAAUGCAGCCGAGGGCCUUUUGUGCCUCAACAGUGAGCAAUCAUGGAGUCCAUGUGAAGAUUAUAAGGUCAAGUUCACCUGUUCCGGAGAGUUCUGUUCAGAGUGCCAGACAAAGUGGUUUGACCUGGACGACCCCGAAGGGCAUGGAGAUUUUGAGCUCCUGAGUGACCUCCUCCGCAAGUUUCCCGGAGAGAUCUGCCCCCAGCCAAUAGCCAUUCAAGCCCAAACCGUUUCCACAGACUUUGCCUCCAGUACACCAGAGACAUUUUUAAACCUAGACGCUAUGUAUGGAUUCGCAUGUUUGAAUGCAGAUCAGGUUGACAAGAGCUGUGAAGACUACAAGGUCAGAUUUACAUGUCCUAAAGAUUUCUGUCAAGCGUUUCAGGAGUGCCGUACACGAUGGCUCAGUAGCGACAAUGACCAAUCAGACGUGGGCGAUGUGGAGUCCUUGUAUCAACUGAUGAAGACUUACCCCGGUCAGGUCUGCAAAAAUCCAAUCCAAAUAGAGGCCAGGACAAUAAGCGGCUUGCCUUCUAAACACACUGGGGACAUCUUUCUCUCCUAUGAUGUCACUUUUGGCUUUGCCUGCAUCAAUGAGAAUCAGAAGAGUAGUAAACAAUGUGAGGAUUAUGAAGUAUUGCUGACAUGUCCCUCAGAUUUCUGUCGGAUUUGCAGAACCGAUUGGUUCGACCUAGAUAAUCCCACCAAUGGUGGUGAUUACGAGACUCUCGUCAAGGUGCAGAGGCUGAACACUGCUGGAGUCAUCUGCGCUCAACCUGUAGCAGUGGAGGCGAUGACAGUAUCUGGCAUCCCAGCACACAAGACUGGUGAUGUAUUUCAAAUGUAUGAUGCUACUCAAGGCUUUGCAUGUGUGAAUGAUGAUCAGCCUGGUGAGAAACAAUGUGAAGACUAUAAGGUCAGAUUCACCUGCCCACCAGAUUUCUGCGCCUGAAUGAGCAGUCUUGUAUUCAUAAGGACAUCAUCAGCUCUCACUAAUUCUUGUUUUGGGAUUCUUUAAAUGGUGUCACUAGUACAAACAAUAAUAUUUAAUGUGUCCACAAUGCAAGGCAGUCUUAUUGAUGUGAUUCACUGAGAAUGGGGGCUGUCUGGAACUCUGGAAUCUAUGAAAAAACUAAAGCACACUUACAAUUUGAAAAGGUCUUACACUUGAGAGAAUGAUUUUUUUAUUCGGUAUAAAUUAAAUCUAGUACAACUAUUUAAUCAAACAUUGUUCUUGUGACAAGCUGUGUUGCGUCUGCGUGUGACUAUUUAGCGACACCUAGCGAGGAUUAUUCAUAUUGCGUUGCCAUGACGCUUUGGUAUACUGCAAGAAAGGAAUUUUCCCACAAAUGAGUAUUUUGUGCACACAUUGUAUAAAUUUCAUGGCCACAAAUGAGCCUUUUGUGUUAUGUUUUAUCGUUAUUGUGGCAAAAAAAUGAAAUCCCAUGUCACGUCUGCAUGGAUGCGCAAAGGUCAGUGGAUCAAGUGUCUAUUAUAUAUUGAUAAUUCACAGCAAACAUAAAAGCACAUUGUGCCAUUUGAAAGAAUGUUGACUUUACGUCUUUAUUCCCGUGAACGUGGGCAGUAUUUCAAUUUGGCGAUGUAUUUGCUGCACAAAUUUCAUAAACAGAUCUUCUGGUUGAUUGAUUAAGUGAAAAACACAAUUCUCUUAUUCUAUCGUACGCGCUUUAGAAUUUUUUUUUUUUGAAAAAGAGACGUCCGUCACUUCCUACUAUAGCUGCCAUGGUAACAAUUCCUACUUGUGUGCUUUUUUUUUUUUUUUUUUAAAUAUAGGGAGGAAUGAGCUGAGCAGAGGCAUGAGACAAAAAUCUAUUCAAUAUAACCUGAUAUAUUCCUGCAUAUGAAUUAUUGUAUUAGCCACCGCAGUAUUUCUUCUUCUUUUAAAACCUGUGAAAUUCCGUUUUGCACUUGUCCUGCUCCACGCACAUUCUUGCACGCUCUGUCAGCGAGCGCUGACCAUCCGAGGAGAGCAUGACAGCAUAACGGAAACGAGUAGAAGCCCCGAACGCGUCACCUCCGGUGGAAUAUUCCAGCCUUUUUGCGCCUUGGUCUUUAAAAGACUGCGUAGGUGACGCUUCUGCAACGUUGACAGGUAAACGUGCUACUGAUGCCGCUGACAGAAUAAAAAGUUACAACCUAAGGAGACAAAAUAGUAAGCUGACGGUAAACCUAGAGAAAAAAACGCACAGUUCCUUAAUUUGUGUGGCUACAUUCUCUACUCCGUUGCAUCCAUUCCAGGUAAGGUGCUAUAAAAUGAUAAUCUCACAUUCAGGUAAAAUGUCAUUUUGAAAGUGAAAAGGGAUUCUAUUGCUUGUGACGCAAUCGCGCCCCUUAGAUGAUUUAUAUUUGCACAUGAGUGGAAUUCUAAAAUGGUUGGCGCAAAUGCAGCGAGUGGCAAAUAUUUGGAGAAGCGUUGAAAUGACGCAGUUGGUGUUCAGCCAGAUGGGAAUUAUUUUAAAAACAGUUUGGGUCCAGCAAAAAAGUCGAAUACUUGGUGCCAUCUUAUUAUAUUAUUAUUACUUGUCACAGUGUCUUUCAGCUGCUGUGAUUCGGGGAAAGUCAUGAUCCUGUUGACACCAUCUUCCGGUAGGUCCAGUGAUUAUUCAUGAAUCUAAUCUCGAUUAGUGUGCUCUCGUCUAGCCAAUCUGGGGAUUUGAUAUGGUUGAACUGAAUAAAAUGGGAUGGGAGUUAUUAAAUCUGCAUGUAUUUGUGAUGUAAUCCGUGAAUUGUAUAGCCUUGCAUUUGCGUGUUGCCGUUGUAUUAGCUGCAGUAAACUUUAUGUAAUGGUUUCGGUUUUUUAAAUGAUUAUGAUUAUUCCUGUUGUUUUUUUGCACCCCCCUUUUUUUUACUAGGUAACUUAGUAGGGUUAUGCAACAUGGGACUAUUUGCACUCAUUACGCAGCAAUUCAGAUGUAGAGACAAAGUUCGCUGAAUCUGUUUGUAGUCUUUGCCCGAAAUUAUUUCGAGUGUAUUUCAAAAUGUGACAUUUUUAUCCCAAAAUUCAAUCCAGUAAAGUUAAAAGCAUGCUGUCAGUUAAAAACUAUUUCUUGGCUGUGUGCUCUUGUCUCAUUCACUGUUUUCUUUCAGAUGAAGAGUCUCUUGAACUGCCCCGCCUUUGGAAUCACACGAAAUUCAGGGUGAAACUUGAUAUACGGGUUGCUAUAAUGCAACAUUUAAAUCUAUAUUGUAAAUUUUGAAGUCAUGAUCUGAGCACACUGUCUUGGAUGGUACUAUGACAUGAGAGAAAGCGCUUUAAAAAGAAAAUCGAUUGAGAACAUUUAUUUAUGGGGCAAAGACAGUUCUUUUGGCCAGUGUAAACUGGUGUCAGCUUUUGUUCCAUCUGGCUGACUUGAUGUUGAUGAGCUGUUAUUAUAACCAGUAAUACCAACUUUUGUGUCAUUGUAACACGACUUCAAAAUUAAGUUAAAAAGCAGACAUAUUAGACACUGAACCGACGCAGGAAAGCUUUUUCUACUUUAAAAUCGAUGCUUCACAGACAUUUGUCAAUAGACUAGAUCCAUUAGCUGCUGCCACAUUGUCCGAGGUCACCACUUUUGAUUGGCGCGAGCAGACAAAUUGAUCUCACGUCUGGUAUGUGUCAAUACAGUUGUUGCAAUUUACACUGUCACUGUAGCUACCUAAAUUUAGUUACCUCAAUGUUUGUGUGUGUGUGGGCAUGCGCAUGCGUAUGUGUGUGUGUGCUGAAAAAUAAAUAAAUCCUGAAUUUGUUUAAAUGUCAGCACGGUGGACAACCAAUUAGCACAUUCACCUCACAUUGCACAGGUCGUGGGUUCAAAUCUGGGCUCUGGCUUUCUUGUGUGUUUGCAUGUCCCCCCCCCCCCCCCCCCCCCUGCCCGUUUGGGUUUUCUCCCGUUGCUCAGGUUUCCUAUAUUGAAGACUCUAAUUCGUCCGUAGGUGUGAAUGGUCGUUUGUCUGUUUGUGCCCUGCAAUUGGCCGGUGACCAGUUCAAGGUGUACCCCGCCAAAAUCAGGUGGUUUAGGCUUUAACACACCCGCAACCCUUGUGAGGAUAAGUUUGGAAUGGAUUUGAUCAUGCUACAGUUGCACAUGAUUAAAAUGAGAUAAGUUAACAUAAUUUUCCCCAUUUCAAAACUGUAUUAGAAAAAUACAAGUUUGUUUCCCAUGUGUUAAUCAUGUGCAACCUACAUGUUUGGUGUAAAAUCAAACAAGUUUUUUUUCAGUGGCGUGUGCAUGAUCUAUUUUUGGGCGAGCCACUUGAUCAUGUUUGACUGCACAUUUGUCAAAAAAGAAAACGUUAUAGUGAUCCCAAAAUGGACGCAUACUGUACGGUCAGUGUCCACCCAAUAAACACACAUCUUAAGUGAUGCUCGGUUUUAUACAGCGUGACAUUUAUUUUCUAGUAGAAAAAAAAAAAAAAAAUCUUACUUUUCACUGCUGAGCUUCGGCUCG
This is a messenger RNA of Syngnathus typhle (broad-nosed pipefish), 5690 nucleotides long. RefSeq lists its product as uncharacterized. The transcript has 12 exons. NCBI's taxonomy places the organism in Eukaryota, Metazoa, Chordata, Actinopteri, Syngnathiformes, Syngnathidae. The record is from RefSeq and is a predicted model, not a curated record. Bases 989 to 2191 code for a protein of 400 amino acids.